This is a messenger RNA of Paramecium tetraurelia, 1389 nucleotides long. RefSeq lists its product as uncharacterized. Lineage: Eukaryota; Ciliophora; Oligohymenophorea; Peniculida; Parameciidae. The transcript has 7 exons. Gene Ontology annotation, molecular function: protein binding. The record is from RefSeq and is a predicted model, not a curated record.
AUGUCCAGCACUUUAAACUUCAGCUAACUACAGAACAACCUUUUGAAUCAUCAACAUUUCACAUAGGCUUUCUCCACUUCAUAGUUAUAACUAAAUUCAAGUUCAUAGGUGAUUCAAUCAACAAUCAUUUAAAAUUAGAAUGAAAUGAUUGUAGAAAAUGAUUCUCAGAAUAGGGAUCAUAGUUUAAAUGUUUACCCUUAAGCUCAAUAGACAACAAAGCCCUAUUUUGAUAAGGAAUCCCCACAUUUAAUGAUAAGUGUUUACAAAUAACAUCAAUAGUCUAAUUAAAAAACCUAUAUUCUUCAAGAUGACAAAAUCAUAGGGGAAAACUAGAUACAUAAAAAUGAAAUCCAAAUCAUAAGAAGAAAGAAAACUUCAAGAUCAGACGAUAAUAAUUUGGAUUUUGGUCUAGCUUCUGCCGACCCUAACAAUGAUUAUAUCCCUUGCAAAAUAUCAACAGAAUUUGGCUUCAAAUAUUCAAGUAGAAUCACUCCUUAGAUACUAGUGUUUCUUUCUCUCAAGUAGUUAAAUUCUAAAUUUGCUGAAAUGUCUUAAAAUGUUUUCAAACUUAUUCAUUAAUUUAUCAAAGAAAAGCCAAAGUUCUAUAUUCAGGAUUAUGGUACAUCUUUGAAAACUUUAGUGAGAAUUCAUAAAGAUGAUCCACAAAUAAUGAAUGAAAAUAAUCAAUACUUAAUUGGAGCUGAUUUUUACUUUCAUGUUGUUUAGUUAAGCGCUAAUCCUUAAAUUUAAAGUAAAAAGUAGUAAGAAACGGAUACAGAAUAUUUUUUUUAAACUCUUGUUCGAGAACAUAUCAAAGAUAGAGCCAGAAUACAUGGCUUAACCAAAGAAGAAUCAGAGAUAUUUUAAAGUAAAUAAUUUUAAACUAACUUAUUAGAAUGUUUAUAAAAUUAUGUAUCAACAAAGAAAUAGGGAAGAAAAUAAUAUAAUUUAACAAAUUGCAAUCGUCCUUUUCUUAAAAUCCAAUUUGAUACUCCCAUAAUCAAAUAAAUGGCUAUUUUCAUUGCAAGACCUGGAGAAUAACAGAUAUUUAAAAUAGGAAGAUCUUAGGAUUGCGAUAUCAUUGUUAAUAUGAAUACAAUUUCCAGAAAGCAAACAUAAAUCAAAUUUAAUAGAAAUUAAUGGGAAAUAUGCGAUGGAGAAGGAACAAAGCAAUCUGCUAAUGGAACUUGGUAGUCAUUAUAAUAAUUCGAAAAUCCCUUAAAUUCCAUUUAAUAAAAAACACCUCAACCACUAAAAAUAGAAGACAAAAUGGAAAUCAAAAUUAGCGAUAUUAUAUUUAGAUUUGAUAUGGCGAAAUUUGGUAUCUAAAAAAGAUUAAAAUUAAACAAUCACUUAUAUAAAGAACUAACUAGAAUUGAUGACUUUUGA